Molecule: messenger RNA, 1439 nt
Organism: Arabidopsis arenosa
Lineage: Eukaryota; Viridiplantae; Streptophyta; Magnoliopsida; Brassicales; Brassicaceae
Source: the annotation of a GenBank genome assembly
GUUAAAACCACAUCCUCAAACCAACUCUACCUUUGUUAUCUAUCUUCUUCAAUCUUUUAACCAAUAUCAACAAUUAUGUUAAAGCAUCUUCAAGAGCCCUUAACCACUUACCCAAAACCGGUUUUAACCAAAGAAGAGCAAGAAAUCGAGGAGAAAAUGGUGAGCUUGCAAGCGGAGAGUAUCGUCAACUCUGUGGCUUUCCCCAUGGUUCUCAAAGCCGCCUUGGAGCUUGGAGUCAUUGAUACGAUCGCUGCUACUGGCAACGGCACGUGGCUCUCACCGUCUGAGAUAGCGGUUAGUCUCCCAACCAAACCCACUAAUCCGGAGGCGCCGGUAUUGCUGGACCGGAUGCUGCGAUUACUUGUCAGCCACUCGAUCUUGAAGUGCCGUAUGGUUGAAACUAGAGAAAAUGGUCAAACCGGAAAGAUCGAGAGGGUAUAUGCAGCUGAACCGAUUUGCAAGUUUUUCUUGAAAGAUAGUGACGGCUCUGGUUCUCUCUCGUCUUUGUUAUUGUUGCUCCAUAGCCAAGUCAUUCUCAAAACUUGGGCAAAUCUCAAGGAUGUGAUAUUAGAAGGAAAAGAUGCAUUCAGCUCUGCCCACGACAUGAGACUUUUCGAAUACAUUAGUUCGGAUGAACAGUUCGCUGAGUUGUUUCACCGCGCAAUGUCGGAAUCUUCCACAAUGGUUAUGAAGAAAGUUCUAGAAGUAUACAGAGGAUUUGAAGAUGUUAACACUUUGGUGGAUGUUGGAGGAGGAAUUGGAACCAUAUUAGGUCUAGUCACUUCCAAGUAUCCUCAUAUCAAAGGUGUUAAUUUCGACUUAGCUCAGGUCUUAACUCAUGCUCCUUUUUGUCCAGGAGUCAAGCAUGUCUCCGGAGACAUGUUUAUUGAAGUUCCAAAGGGAGAUGCUAUCUUUAUGAAAUGGAUACUACAUGAUUGGGGGGAUGAGCAUUGUAUAAAGAUUCUGAAAAAUUGUUGGAAAAGUCUACCUGAAAAAGGAAAAGUGAUCAUUGUAGAGAUGAUUACACCAAUGGAACCAAAGCCUAAUGACUUUUCAUGUAACACUGUAUUGGGCAUGGACUUGUUGAUGUUAACACAAUGCUCGGGUGGUAAAGAGCGAUCUCUUUCGCAGUUCGAGAAUUUAGCGUUUGCGUCGGGCUUUGAUCUAUGUGAAACCUUAUGUCUUGCUUAUUCAUAUUCUGUUAUCGAAUUCCACAAAUAAGAUUUGAAACAUACAAAACCAAAACAAUGAUUGGUUUUGAUGCAUGUCAAAUUACAGGCUAAGUUUUCUUUGUCAAUAUUGUGGUGAUUGUUUAGUGUAUUAUUAAGAGAUUGUAAUAAUAAUUGUGAUAAGUAUGAAAGUGUGUUUGUAAUUGAAACAUUGCGUCUUAUGCUAAUUCUUCUGUUUUCAUUGUCCGACAACAAAUUCUAUAAUGUUUU